Messenger RNA from Nerophis lumbriciformis (worm pipefish), 923 nucleotides. It is a transcript of the gene zar1l, whose product is annotated as zygote arrest 1-like. Gene Ontology annotation, biological process: translation. Gene Ontology annotation, cellular component: cytoplasm. The record is from RefSeq and is a predicted model, not a curated record. Lineage: Eukaryota; Metazoa; Chordata; Actinopteri; Syngnathiformes; Syngnathidae.
UAAACCCGGCAGGCAGGAAGUGGCUCAGGUUCCUCGGCAGCAGGAUGAAGGGCUUCCUGUCCACCUUCCCCACCUGUGGCGUGUGUGGCAGCCUGCUCUGCCCCCCUCCCCCGCCGCCCCCCGCCCCCCCGGCCAAGAGGGAGGACCGCUUCGUGACCCCGCACAUGCUGACCUACCUGGAGCUGUGCAAGGCCCGGGUGGGGGCCGGCACCAGGGAGCGCGGCGUGCAGGUCAGCGCCAAAGUGGACCGGAUGGUGCAGUGCUCGCUGGGACCCAUGACCCUGCGGGGGGAGGGGGAGGGGCCGCCACCGCCAGCGCAGGUGAGCGGCCUACGCUUCACCAGGCCCGUGUCCACCAGCUCCCUGCUGUUGGAGCGCAGGUUCCCCGCUAAGAGCAGCAAGCAGGAGGCGGGGCAUGAGGACCAGGGUGAGGACCAGGGUGAGGACCAGGAGGAAUGUGGUGAAGAGGCCCACAUUCAACCCUGCAGAGGCUCCAACUUCCAGGUAACUUCCAGUUCCUGCAGCAGAGGUAUGGCUUCUUCCACUGCAAGACCUGCAACAUCCGCUGGGAGAGUGCUUACGUGUGGUGCAUCUCAGGAACCAAUAAGGUGUACUACAAGCAGCUGUGCCGGAAGUGUCAGGUGGGCUUCCACCCCUACAGAGUGGAGUCCAUCAUCUGCAAGGGCUGUGGUCAGACGUGCUGCAGCUGUGAGAAGAAGCAGAGACACAUCAACAUGAAGAGACCUCACCGCCAGGACCUCUGCUGCCGCUGCAGGGGCAUGAGGGUCUCCUGCGACAUGACCUACACCUUCAACUACCUCCUCUGACCUGCACCUUCAAGGACCUCCUCUGACCUGCACCUCCUCUGAACCUGAGGACGCACCACUGUUGAACUUUUGUCUAAAUAAACGUCACUGCAUCUUA